Molecule: messenger RNA, 2129 nt
Organism: Tarenaya hassleriana
Lineage: Eukaryota; Viridiplantae; Streptophyta; Magnoliopsida; Brassicales; Cleomaceae
Product: H/ACA ribonucleoprotein complex subunit 4-like
Exons: 1
Coding region: 73-1827 (584 amino acids)
Biological process (GO): mRNA pseudouridine synthesis; snRNA pseudouridine synthesis; box H/ACA sno(s)RNA 3'-end processing
Cellular component (GO): box H/ACA snoRNP complex
Molecular function (GO): RNA binding; pseudouridine synthase activity
Source: RefSeq, a predicted model, not a curated record
CUUCACCCUGUGGCUUGACGACGGCUUCUGUGACAAACAAAACCCUCUCAAAACCCUAAAUCCGUAGAAGCAAUGUCGGAGGUCGAAAUCUCCCGGUCGGAGAAGAAGAAGCAUAAGAAGAAGUCAGAUGCUGACUCCGUCACCGAUGCCGACGCCGGCGCCAACGCCGACGCGGGAGACUUCAUGAUCAAGCCGCAGAGCUUCACUCCCGCCAUCGACACGUCCCAGUGGCCCAUCCUCCUCAAGAACUAUGACCGCCUCAACGUUCGGACCGGACACUACACUCCUCUCCCGUCCGGCUUCUCUCCCCUGAAACGGCCCUUGCAAGAGUAUAUCAGGUACGGUAUCAUCAACCUCGACAAACCUGCCAACCCUUCCUCUCAUGAGGUCGUUGCUUGGAUCAAACGUAUCCUCCGUGUCGAGAAAACGGGUCACAGUGGAACCCUCGACCCCAAAGUCACUGGGAAUCUCAUUGUAUGCAUCGAUCGAGCCACACGGCUCGUGAAAUCGCAGCAAGGUGCCGGCAAAGAGUAUGUCUGUGUUGCCCGUUUGCACUCUUCUGUCCCAGAUGUCGCCAAGGUUGCUAGAGCCCUCGAAACGCUCACUGGAGCUGUGUUUCAGAGGCCGCCUCUGAUCUCCGCCGUGAAAAGGCAACUUAGGAUCAGGACAAUAUACGAAAGCAAGCUGCUCGAGUAUGAUGUAGACAAGCAUUUGGUUGUUUUCUGGGUUUCCUGUGAGGCAGGUACGUAUAUUAGGACCAUGUGUGUUCAUUUGGGUCUGCUUCUAGGGGUUGGAGGGCAUAUGCAGGAGUUGAGGAGGGUAAGGUCUGGGAUUUUGGGUGAGAGAGAUAACAUGGUAACGAUGCAUGAUGUGAUGGAUGCCCAGUGGAUGUAUGAUAAUUAUAGGGAUGAGACUUAUCUUAGGAGGGCCAUCAUGCCACUUGAAGUGUUGUUGACUAGCUACAAGAGGCUGGUCGUGAAGGAUUCUGCUGUGAAUGCCAUCUGUUAUGGUGCGAAGCUGAUGAUUCCUGGAUUGUUGAGAUUUGAGAACGACAUUGAGGUUGGUGAAGAAGUUGUUCUUAUGACCACGAAAGGUGAGGCCAUAGCUAUCGGGAUUGCGGAAAUGACAACAGCUGUGAUGGCUACUUGUGAUCAUGGUGUGGUGGCUAAGAUCAAGCGAGUGGUGAUGGACAGAGACACAUACCCGAGGAAGUGGGGACUGGGACCUAGGGCUUCGAUGAAGAAGAAGCUUAUCUCUGAGGGGAAGCUGAAUAAGCAUGGUAAGCCAAACGAGAAAACUCCCCAAGAGUGGCUGAGGAAUGUGGUUUUGCCUCCGGGUGGGGAUGCUAUGGUUGCUGGUAUAGCUGCUGCUCCAGAGAAGGUAACCCCGGCUGUCGAGGAGGAGAAGAAGGUCGAGCAUGAGAAUGGCGAAGGUGGGGAGAAGCGGAAGCGAAAAUCGGAUGAAAGCAGUGAUAGCCCUGCUCCAGUUCCAGCUAAGAAAUCGAAAACCAAAGAAGAGGCCAAGGAAAAGGGAGAAGAGAAAGAGGAAGAAGAAUCUGACAAGAAGGAGAAGAAGAAGAAGAAAAAGAAGGAUAAAGAAGGGUCUGAAGAGGAGGAAGCGGAGAAGGUGAAGAAGAAAAAGGAUCACAAGAACAACGAUGAGUCUUCACCCAAGCCCGAGAAGUCGGAGAAGAAGAAGAAAAAGAAGAGCAAGGAGAAUGAGGAACCUGCAAAUGGUGAAGAUGAAGCAGAAGCAGAAAAGAGUGAGAAGAAGAAGAAGAAGAAGAAAGAGAAGAAGAAGAAGAAAGAUGGAGAUGAAGAAGAAUGAGAACUCUGGUCGAAAUUUUGAUUACUGGUAUCUACUCGUGAAACAGGUGAGACGAAAGGCAGUCUUUGCUUUGUAUUCAAGUCUCACUUCAUUCCUUGUCCUUUUCAAAUUGUAAUGUUUUCCCAAACUUCAUAUGUCGUGUUUCUUUUUCUUCCUAGUUGUUGCUUUUUUUUCUUUCUUUGGAUUCGGUCGAAGGGUCGGCCCAAUUAGGUGUUAGUAACUCAUAAUUGGGCCUAUUGGGCUUUUUGGCCUGACAAGUCCAGUCUCUUCUAAUCGGAUAUAUCUAAAUAGUUUUUAGUGUG